Messenger RNA from Pteronotus mesoamericanus, 1497 nucleotides. RefSeq names its product FEZ family zinc finger 1 (gene FEZF1). The record is from RefSeq and is a predicted model, not a curated record. Gene Ontology annotation, cellular component: nucleoplasm. The transcript is spliced from 4 exons. Gene Ontology annotation, biological process: regulation of transcription by RNA polymerase II. The coding region runs from base 70 to 1497 and encodes 475 amino acids. Lineage: Eukaryota; Metazoa; Chordata; Mammalia; Chiroptera; Mormoopidae. Gene Ontology annotation, molecular function: RNA polymerase II cis-regulatory region sequence-specific DNA binding; DNA-binding transcription repressor activity, RNA polymerase II-specific.
GUGACAAGCAGGGAACGAGGCAACGACAGCGCAGCCUGGCCCCGGCUGACGGACGCUGGCGACUCAGACAUGGACAGUAGCUGCCACAACGCGACUGCCAAAAUGUUAGCGACUGCUCCGGCCCGGGGCAACGUGAUGAGCACCUCCAAACCCUUGGCUUUUUCCAUCGAACGAAUCAUGGCGCGCACCCCCGAGCCCAGGGCCCUGCCAGUCCCCCACUUCCUUCAGGGAGCUGCGCCCAAGGGGGACGCCAAACACUCUCUGCAUCUUAACUCGUCGAUCCCCUGCAUGAUCCCCUUCGUGCCUGUGGCGUACGACACGGGCCCCAAAACUGGAAUGACGGGCUCGGAGCCACGGAAGUCGAGUCUGGAGGCUCCGGCGGCCUCCGCAGCGGCACCCGCAGCGCCCGCGUUCAGCUGCAGUGACCUGCUUAACUGCGCACUGAGUCUUAAGGGCGACCUGGCCCGCGACGCGCUGCCACUGCAGCAGUACAAGCUGGUAAGGCCGCGUGUGGUCAACCAUUCUUCCUUCCACGCCAUGGGGGCCCUGUGCUACCUGAACCGAGGUGACGGCCCGUGCCACCCGGCGGCCGGCGUUAACAUCCACCCGGUGGCCUCCUACUUCCUCAGUUCCCCUUUGCACCCGCAGCCAAAAACGUAUUUAGGGGAAAGGAAUAAACUGGUUGUGCCGGCGGUGGAGAAGUAUCCCUCGGGAGUAGCUUUCAAAGACUUGUCCCCGACUCAGCUGCAGCAGUACAUGAAAGAAAGCGCCCAGCUUCUGUCGGAAAAAAUCGCUUUCAAAACCUCUGACUUCAGCCGAGGCUCUCCUAAUACCAAACCCAAAGUUUUCACUUGCGAAGUGUGUGGAAAGGUCUUUAACGCGCACUAUAACUUAACCCGUCACAUGCCGGUGCACACAGGAGCCAGACCCUUCGUUUGCAAAGUGUGUGGAAAGGGUUUCCGGCAAGCCAGCACGCUGUGCAGGCACAAGAUCAUUCACACCCAGGAAAAACCUCAUAAAUGUAACCAGUGUGGCAAAGCUUUUAAUAGAAGUUCCACUUUAAACACGCAUACCCGAAUACAUGCAGGCUACAAACCGUUUAUAUGUGAAUUCUGUGGCAAAGGAUUUCAUCAAAAAGGGAAUUACAAAAACCACAAGCUGACCCACAGCGGGGAGAAGCAGUUCAAGUGCAAUAUCUGCAACAAGGCUUUCCACCAGGUUUACAACCUCACCUUCCACAUGCACACACACAACGACAAAAAGCCCUUCACCUGCCCUACAUGCGGCAAGGGAUUUUGCAGGAACUUUGACCUCAAGAAGCACGUCCGCAAGCUGCACGACAGCAGUGUAGGAGUAGCCCGCCCGGCUGCUUGGGAGCAGGGCGCGGACCAGCAGCCGCCUCUGCAGCAGCCUACGCCCUCCGCGACGCUGCCGCCUCUGCCGUCCCAGCUGCCCCCUGGACCCCUGCAGCCCGGGCUUCAUCCGAGCCACCCGUGA